This is a messenger RNA of Octopus bimaculoides (California two-spot octopus), 809 nucleotides long. RefSeq lists its product as uncharacterized. Lineage: Eukaryota; Metazoa; Mollusca; Cephalopoda; Octopoda; Octopodidae. The record is from RefSeq and is a predicted model, not a curated record.
AUUACAAUACGUUGAUUUACGUUAAAGUAUUUACUAAUAAUUUGCUUGUUUUAAUAAUAGAUAGCGACAAAUGUCUGACGUACUCCACCGUCGUGGCUUCCUCGAACGACUGCGAAAAGGAACUGGGAAUUUUGUCCGAAAAUUCAUCCCGUGUUUCACCAGGCAGAACCUAGGUGACUUAACAGAAAGCGAAACAGAUCUUACCCCAUCGAUAUAUUCCGAUUUUUCUUCGUUGGCGUUAUCGUCCGUAACAGACGAUUCCACGAGAAAUCGGAAUCAAUCGGCUUUGACACAUGAACCGGAUUUUACUCCUACAGAGACCAUUUUACAAGACUUUGACCUGUUUCAACGAAGGUCCCUCGAAGAUUUCUCUUCGAUCCAUGCUGACACUUGCGAUGAACUGUUUGACGAACAAAUAGACUUUGAUGACAAUAACUCAAAUGAACACACCACGCCUUGUAUUCCACUGAUAGUGAGAGACUUCUUUAAAGAAAGUUCUAUUCAUCUGAAACAUUUUUCUCGGGUCAUCGUAUAUUCUGCAGAUGGCCAUGUGACCAUGUCUAUAAAUCUCAGCUAAAUUAGAGAUGAUAAGCCAGCUGUAUAGAAUAGAGUAUAGAAUAGAGAAAUUGCCAUAGCUAUACAGCAAAAAAACAAUUAUCCGAUGUUCUAACAAUCCUGAAAAUGUAGCGGACUUAAGCUAAGGAGAAAAUACAGAGAGAGGGUUAUCCGGUUUUGGGUGCCACAUGUGAAGACACCCUCGCCCUUUCUGGUUUAAAUGAAAGUAAAUUUCGUAAAUGAUAAAAAGGGGA